AUGUCAACAGAAAAUCUGUCAUCAAAAGCACCGCCCUUCAUGGAUUCCUCCAAGAAUUGGAACUUGUGGUACAAGAUGAUGCUAGGUCUUGCCAUAGAACUACAAGUACUGGAUCUUGUCAGUGAAGAAAGUCCCAAUCGAACGAGCCAAAUACCUAUACCUUCUCCUCCAGAGUUCCCUAUCGAGCACACCACGGAAGCAAAAGUUAGAUGGGAUAUGGAGAAUACUAAGUAUAACAAUGAUAGAAAUAUCUAUCGAGAUAAGCUUGAAGGUGUCAGUAGGAUCAAGAAGGAGAUCUUCAGGACGGUAUCUGCUAAUGGCAAUUUUGAUAUGUGGAAGGACUUCCUCUAUGCUAAUAUACCCAUCGACAAUCCAUAUGUCACCGUUCGAAAAAGGGAAAUUGAGAUAGGGGAUAUGCAGAUAAAUGACCCGCAGAACCAGCGCCGAUUAGCAAGCCAAAGGUUUCAAGAUGCUUAUCAAAAAGACUGGCAACCGAUACGCGACUUCUCCAAAUACCUCGAAGAUUGGGAAUAUUACUUACCCCCAUACAAUGAGCAGCAAAGAAUGGAUAACCUGCGAAGUAAAGCUUUACCAGUGAUACGCAAUGAACUCCUUCGUUAUACCCAAGAACUCGGAGAUGAUGACGAACCCCUUCGAAGAUGGCAGUUGAUCGAUGAAAAUAUGCCGGAGCGACGGCGAGCUAUUCGUAAGGGCAAGCCUGCGAGGUUUAUAGACAACCAACGUCGCCCUGGAAACGAGAGGAGCAAACUGAUUCGACUCAAGAUCCACCGGAACCUGCGCCAAGAGCGGCUGAUACCUCGGCAGAAAGCACCGCAAAUACAAUCAACCGGAGGCGUAGCCGGGUACCACUUUGGCAACUGGAAUUAA
Messenger RNA from Histoplasma capsulatum G186AR, 888 nucleotides. RefSeq lists its product as uncharacterized. The record is from RefSeq and is a predicted model, not a curated record. Lineage: Eukaryota; Fungi; Ascomycota; Eurotiomycetes; Onygenales; Ajellomycetaceae. The transcript is spliced from 4 exons. The coding region runs from base 1 to 888 and encodes 295 amino acids.